Messenger RNA from Lachancea dasiensis, 3195 nucleotides. Lineage: Eukaryota; Fungi; Ascomycota; Saccharomycetes; Saccharomycetales; Saccharomycetaceae. The record is from the annotation of a GenBank genome assembly.
AUGGCGAGCGCGCAGUCCACUGCUUUCCAAAGAGUCAGGCCAUGCUGCAUUGAACUAUCUAGACAAACAUUUUUACCUAAACAGAGUUUUGACCCGAACUCGGCCCAAUUAUUGAAUGGAUUAAGAGCUCUUGAAAGAGAGUUAGCGGAACUGGAUGACGGUGUAUUACAACUUAGUCCCAAGUUCGCAGACUACGUCUUUGUUCCGAUUGCGAGUUUGCUCAAACAAGACUCCCUCGGCGUGAGCCAGACAGAGGCUCUUCUUUUGGUCAUAGGGCACCUAUUGUCGCUGUGCUGGUCAUCGGUUGGUGCCCUACCUCUAGUUUUGGCCCAACAGCUCUUUCCGCUGUUGACGUUUUUGGUAAGUACAGAUACUAAGAACGUCGAACUUCUGAAAAAGCCUCCUCAUUUUCAACUUGCUGGAUGUGUGGUCUUUGCCAAGCUAUUCAACGCUUUAGCGGUGCAAAAGAGGCACUCUUAUUUCGACUAUUUCUGCGAUCCGAAAAGCUUGCCAUCACUGGGUCACUCCGUUACUAUCUUGCUGGAUAUUCUAAAUCAAAAUGAGACCGAACCUGACUUACAACUUGCCUCAGUUAGGGCCCUUCAUAUACUGUACAGAGAACUACUCACUGAUGGUGAAAUUGUGUCUUUUAUCUUGCCGGGACAUGUUUCCACAUUUUCCAAACUACUUGUGAGGCCGGGCAUCAGUGUUAAAUCUAGUGUUGUUUGUGCUACCAUGGAGCUAUUCGGAGAUAUACUUGCCUUGGUAUAUCGUGAUUCCGAUUUGCAUAUUGCUGAGACACCUGUUUCCGGCCUACAACAUCUCAUUGCACAUUCCUUGAAUGAGGAGGGUAGAGCUCCGGCACGUAUUGAAGAGAGCUUGUCUAGUAGCAAGAAGAUGCAUAGAGAUUCUAAAUGGCUGAAAGCAACGACAAGUCAAGUCAAAAUCGCACUUGAAGCCGUGCUUCCAAAGCUCGUUAAGAGAAAAAACGCAAGCAUAAAUUUAGCCAUCAGAGAUUUCUUAGCAACGGUGAUGGACGCCGCAAAUGGCUCGCUGGCCAAUUGCCGCGAGCUCUUUUUGUCUACAAUGCUGAGUAUAAGAAUCUCACUGCCACAUUUGCUACAAUCGCAAGAAAAUUCUAGGACACUGAAGCAUUUGCUCAUUAAUCAGAUCUCACAGCUGCCACAUACACUUCUUUUUGAAGUUCAUGAAGACUUAGAAAGGUUCAAAUUCGCGCUUAGCAUUACAGAGGAUAAAAAGUUGUCAGAUAUCCAAGUUGUUGGUAAAGCUGUUACCGAAUUACAGAGAGCUCUUGCAGAAACGUUGGAACAGAAAAACAUCCGUUUCAAUGGUACGAAGGUGGUAGAGCAAAGUACUCUUGUAAUAAUUGAUGACAACUUUUUUGAUCACUCGGAUGCUAACUAUCGUUUACUUUCAGCGAUCUCAGCCUCCUUCGAAGAGACAUUGUCAUCAUUUCUCUGUACUGCUGGUGUGUAUUGUGGAUUAAGUCAUACGGAGCAAUUGGUUGCGACACUCUUGUCCUCUAAUCAAGAUGAUAGUAAUUACAGCUACGUUACAUCCAUCUGGAUUUCAAGCCUUCUGAUAAGUAGUUCGAUGGCAUCAAAAAAAGAACAAACCACAGGCUCUAUAGAGUCUUACCUUACAUUUGGUGAUCAGGAAUUAGAUUUAACAACCUCUGCACCCUCUGACGCUUGUUACAUGCUUAUAGAAAGCUCGCUUGAGAUACUCAACGAUGAAGCCAAUAAUUUAAAGACUUUAGACCGCGUUAGUGAGUCAAGGACGAUCAUUAGUCUGGAGUCUAUUAGGCUCGUUGGCAAGGCUAUGGGUGAAGCAUUCAGAGAGGAAUUGAUUGACACAAUAUUUCCUAUUUUGGACUGCUUAGCCUCGCCUUCCCCUGCUAUCAGGCAUUUUGCACAGCUGACAACACUAUCUAUUGCCCAGAGCCUUUACGGAGGCUCUGUGCACGAUUUAAUAUGGGACAACAUGGAUUACUUGGUGGACUCUAUUUCCAUUAGGCUGACAAAUUGCAUGACCCAGCGGAUGCCAACGCUGCUGAUGGUCAUAUGCCGCAUUGGUGGUUACGAGAGUAUCAAAGGAUUCAAGGACGUACUGGAGACCAUAUUUCGAUUGCUUGACUUUUACCACGGAUAUGACGAACUGUGCGCUGAGUUCUUUCAGCUCUUCGAUAUCGUUGUUACGGAGAUGAGGAAAACUUACCUACGCUUAGAACCUGAUUAUCUCGCCUUGAGUGAUAAUCAUACGGUUCCUGGAGGUUUUGUGCCGUGGGGUAUGCGAAACAUGAAUCAAGUUGUGCAACUCAUGGGUGAGAAAAAGAACGACAUUUUGGCUGAGGACCUGAGUGAAUUGGAGUCCGAGAAAUUUGGUGGAAAGGAUUUCGGAGAAUUUUUGAAUCGUAAGCUGGAAGAAGUGGAUAGUGAUGAUGAAGAUGAAGAUACAAGUGAACUCGACGCCGAUGACCAAACUUUUGCAGAGCAUGCUCAUCCGGCUGAAGAUAGCUCUGAGAAAUGGAGUUCUCCUAUACCUAAGGAGUCGUACCGCUUGCUGCUACAAAUAAUAGGAUAUGGAGAUCGGCUAUUGACGCAUCGCUCUCGUCCCCUGAAGGUGCAAAUUUUGCGACUGAUGAGUAAGAUAUUUCCGAUGCUUGCUACUGAGUAUGAUAUGCUUCUACCUCAAGUUGCGAGGUCUUGGGAUAUACUGGUCGUAAUUUCAUUGAGUUCAGAUUUUGCUGUAGUUAAGCCGGCGCUCGAAUGUCUUCAAAUGAUUAUCCGGCACUCCGGUGAUUUUAUCACGAAAAGAUUCCUCGAUCUUUGGGAGAAUUAUCAAACUAAUUCAGUACUACUGCGUCAUGUAGCCACCAAGAGGAGCGUCACGUUGCUUGACACCAUGAAUACGUCGCUUUCUGCUUCUAAACGAUUUCCAUCUACGAUCUCCGAAGCUCUUGGCGCCCUCUCCGAAAUGCUUCUGGAAGGUAUAUCUAAGGCUGAGCUUUUCAUUCCGGAGGAUCAGCUACAAGAAAUGGUGUACUAUUGUCUUCUUUCCUCAUCAGCUCCCAAGAUAGAGUCUCGUUCACUACACUUGGGGGAUGUUUUAACAUGCUUGUUACUCCGUGACGAAGGAAUGACCCUUCAAGUGCCCAGGAAACAAUCAGAGUGA